AAAUCGAAUAUCAUUUUAAAGUAUAAUUGUAUCAACAUGCUUUGCUUUCACAUACAAUAUACAUAAUAUAGUGUUGCUAUAAUUUAAAUUUUGAAGUUAUAGUCUUAUUAUUUAUUGAUUUCUUACCUUUCUUGCCAUCUGGAAUCGUCCCUCACCGGAAAUCUACUGCGAUAUUAACCGUUAUCCGAACAACAAUUUCAAUAAAUAGCGAUCGAAAUAUCAUCAUGAGGUUACUCGCAUUCCUCACACUGUUCGGGGUGGUGGCAGUAACAUUGGUGAGCUGUGUCACCAGGUACAAGCUGGCCACCAAGGACAACCCGCAAACCAAGCAGGUUGGGGAAGUCAAUCCAGUCGGCGAGGUCAGCAAAGGCUAUGUGGAUGUGACGUUUGCGCAGCAGGAGUGUUUGAAAGGAAAUGUCGAGUCCGUACCUACCAAGCUGGUAGGUGUGGCGUACCUGAAGAGUUUGCCGCGCCAGAGUUUUAACAGUGUCACGCGGUUCAAUAAAAUGGAUGCGGUUAAGGACGACGAGAGGGGCCACCUAGUAGCUUCCACAUUCGGCGGCCCAAAUGACGACCGUUGGAACUUAGUGCCGCAACAUAUAAGCGUGAACCGUAAGAUAGCUAAUAUGAGUAGCAUAAUGGCCCGGUGGGACGAGUUCGAGAGCUAUGUGACCGAUCAGCUCAAGACAGAGGGAACUACGGUACGUUUCACUAUCGAUGUGAAUUACGAGAGCAAAGGCUGCCGACCGAUCAGUUUCGCGGUAAACGCCAAGUCCAGCGCAAUUAAGGACACGGGUUACUGUGGCGAUUUCAUCAACAACCCGUACGACCGUUUCUCGGUGGACGCACUGACAAAGACCCAAAUGAAACAAUUGAAAUGCAAGAAGCCGAGACUGCAGCGCAGACAUGCAGACUAAUGACAGUUCGGCGAUGCAGUGACAGUGCAACUACUUUAUUUUAUUUUAUUUUAAUACUGUUUAACACCGAUAAAUGUAUACGUUUAGUAAGUAAUUUCGGUACUAUGCGUGAGUUCCGAGUAUAAAAAUCAAUAUUUUUUAUUAUUCUUAUUUUUCAAUUUGAUUUCUUAAAUGUAUUUAGGUACAAUAUAUAAAAAUACUGUUCCGUCGUUUUUUGUUCGAAUAAAAUGUUUAAAAAAAAAAAAAUUAUUAUUUUAUUAUCACUGUUACUCUGAUUAUUAUAUACAUAUUAUACAAUUGUCACGAUGUUA
Molecule: messenger RNA, 1228 nt
Organism: Rhopalosiphum padi (bird cherry-oat aphid)
Lineage: Eukaryota; Metazoa; Arthropoda; Insecta; Hemiptera; Aphididae
Exons: 1
Coding region: 225-917 (230 amino acids)
Source: RefSeq, a predicted model, not a curated record